This is a messenger RNA of Wyeomyia smithii (pitcher-plant mosquito), 3995 nucleotides long. It is a transcript of the gene Pld, whose product is annotated as phospholipase D2. Gene Ontology annotation, molecular function: phosphatidylinositol binding; D-type glycerophospholipase activity. The record is from RefSeq and is a predicted model, not a curated record. The transcript is spliced from 10 exons. Lineage: Eukaryota; Metazoa; Arthropoda; Insecta; Diptera; Culicidae. Bases 140 to 3763 code for a protein of 1207 amino acids. Gene Ontology annotation, biological process: phosphatidic acid biosynthetic process; cell motility; intracellular signal transduction.
ACGUGGACGCCACACCAGAAACCCGCCGAUCGGUGACUAAUCGUUCAUUUGGAAAAAAAAGUACACACACUUGGCGCGAUAGUAGACUGCACUGUUCUGGUCUUUACCUUUGGAAUUAGAACCCUGGACGGGAACCGAAAUGGAAGCGCACUUUAAACAAAGGCCCGUUCAUCGGAGCAUAUCGUUGUUACUCAAAGAUAUCGAUGAAAUGUCCCUUGCCGAAGUCGGAACUUCGAAUCCGGCAAUAAACGACGAUGACAACGGCACAGUCAGCACAGCACCGAUAGAUUUAAACUUCGACAGUAGUUUGGCCUGCUACUCGCUGGCCGAAGAGUAUGAUGAGAAUCUCGGCUUUUCCGACUCGAUCACCAUCGUAUCGAUGGGUGGUGAGGGUCCAGUCGUGGUGCAACGGAAAGACGGCGACGUCGAUAGCAUUGCAACGGAAUCGGAAAUUCCGUACUCAUGCGUACACAACCCACCGGUUAAGUUUAAUUCAAUGCACAGGAACAUCUUCGUUCCCGGCCUCGAAAUCAAUGUUGAGAUUAUAGACUACGAGCGCAGCUCGACGGCGCAUAUCUUAAACCCCAAUCUGUACACGAUUAAGUUCACACACGGUCAGUUUUCCUGGACAAUCAAAAAGCGCUACAAUCACUUUCGAAACCUGCACCAACAGCUGACAACGUUUCGAACGUCACUCAACAUUCCGUUUCCCACCAAGAGUCACCGAGAACGACGAACUAGUUUUAGGAAUAUGCACAAUGUGCACCAAUGCACAGCUUCGCCAACGAUGCAGAUGAAACUGGACAAACCAAACAAGAAGCGGAAACGAAGUGCUCUGCCAAGAUUCCCACUGAAACCUGACUCUCUAGUGUCUUUCGAUGCCAUUCCCGAGCGUAAGAAGCAGCUGGAGGAAUAUCUGUAUAACUUGCUGAAUAUCUCCUUGUAUCGAAACCAUCAGGACACGAUAAAUUUUCUCGAAGUGUCGCACAUUUCUUUCAUCGCCGCACUUGGUGAGAAGGGCAAAGAAUGCCUAGUGAAGAAGUGCACCGGAUCCACCCGUGCUGGACAAGCCGGGUUCAAUUGUUGUGGGUGUCUAACGGCUGGAUGCUGCAUCCGAUGCAGCUACUUCUGCUCGGAUGUCGUUUGGAGCAAGUGGCGAAAUAGGUGGUUUUUUGUAAAGGAAACCUGUUUCGGUUACUUUCGUCCGAAAGAUGGUGUGCUACGAUGCGUUGUGCUCUAUGACCAGGGUUUCGAUAUAUCCUCGGGCAUGUACAGUACCGGAAUGCGCAAUGGUUUGCAGAUUGUGACCAACAGCCGCUACUUGGUGAUCAAGCAUCCUACCCGUCGGACGGCCAAAGAAUGGAUGUCAUUUAUGAAGCGGGUUGCGAAUGAAACUGCGCGGGACUUUACAAUGCCGAAUCCACACCAAUCGUUUGCACCGAGCCGACCAGGAAUGCAAGCUGGUUGGUUCGUGGAUGGUGCUAGUUAUAUGAGCGCUGUGGCGGACGCUCUGGAAGGUGCUACGGAGGAGAUUUUCAUCACCGAUUGGAUGUUGAGCCCGGAAAUUCAUAUGAAACGACCAGCCAUCGACGGAGACUACUGGCGGUUGGACAAGAUUCUCAAGCGAAAAGCGGAACAAGGAAUCAAAAUUUUUGUGCUACUGUUCAAAGAGCUUGAUUUUGCACUCGGGAUAAAUAGCUACUACAGUAAACAGAAACUAGUAGAACAGCAUGAGAAUAUUAAGGUGCUCCGACAUCCGGACCAUGCCCGCGCGGGUGUUUUAUUCUGGGCUCACCACGAGAAGUUGGUGAUAGUCGAUCAGACUUAUGCCUUCGUGGGAGGCAUCGAUCUGUGCUACGGUAGAUGGGACGACUUCAAACACCGGCUGACCGAUCUGGGCAGUAUAUCCAGUAGUAACUGCAGUUCGGUUAACAACACCACAGUUCGCAAGCCAUCUACGGUAGUGGAACUGGAUGGUGGGGGUGCUGUAUCGAAUCUAAUGAGAGCUUCGAAGAACAUUGCGGAAGUAACGGCACUGGACACGGUAGACAGAGGAUUGCCGAUGUUGGAACCUGGUGAUAAGUUGCUCGUAGCGGCUGCCCAAAAGUUGGCUCAAUCGCCCCAGCCACAAAGAAAUGAAAAAGAGGAUAUGCCGGAAAACAUAAAGAAAGACACACCUGAAAUGGAACGGAAGAACAUAAUGGGAAAGAUUAAGGACAUGGGAAGAGAUCUGAAGAAUAGGAUUAUUUUGUCUGAUAGCGAAGGUGAACCAGGGAAAAGCAGCUCCAGUAGUCCCGGUUACCUAUCUGAUGAAGAAAGUAGGAAAAAGAGUAAUUUAGAAAAAGUGGUUGAGCCAAUCAACGACUUACCUCCGGAUGGUGUAUUGAGCCCAGUUCCAUUUAAAAGUAAAGUUGUAUUUGAGCUAGAUGGACAGGCCAAAUUUUGGAUCGGAAAAGAUUACAUUAAUUUUAUCGUUAAGGAUUUCUCUAACCUAGAUAUGCCUUAUGUUGAUCUUGUCGACCGCUCAACCACUGUCCGUAUGCCGUGGCAUGACGUAGCUACCGUAGUGUUAGGUCAAGCUGCCCGCGACGUCUCCCGUCAUUUCAUCGAACGAUGGAAUGCCGUUAAGUUGGAGAAAUGCCGUGAAAAUAUACAAUACCCGUACCUGCUGCCGAAAAGCUAUAACGACAUUAGAAUAGAUAGCCAGUUUUUGGAUGUUCCUUUGCAGCACGUAACUUGCCAAGUGCUGCGCAGUGCAUCCAGUUGGAACUGUGGUUUUAUAGAGCAAGAUUAUGUUGAACAAAGCAUCCAUGAAGCAUACGUACAAACCAUUUCCAAAGCGCAGCAUUACAUCUACAUUGAAAAUCAGUUCUUCAUUAGUUUGGAGUUUGGGAAUGCGACGGUGAAGAACCAGAUUGCAGAGUAUCUGUUCAAGCGCAUUAUGCGAGCACACCGGGAGAAAAAAAUCUUUCGAGUGUAUGUUGUGAUGCCUUUACUUCCUGGUUUCGAGGGGGAUGUCGGUGGUGCUUCGGGAAUCUCUCUGCGCGCCAUAACGCACUGGAACUAUACAUCUAUUUGCAGGAGUAAAAGCGCGAUUCUAACCCGGUUAAGUGCGUCAGGUAUAAAGAAUCCACUCGAGUAUAUCUCUUUCCACAGUUUACGGACGCACUCGACGCUCAAUGGUGUUCCAGUUACGGAACUGAUUUAUGUUCAUUCAAAAUUGCUAAUCGCCGACGAUAAGGUAGUCAUUUGUGGAUCGGCUAACAUCAAUGACCGUUCAUUGCUAGGUAAACGCGAUUCUGAAGUGUGCGUCAUGAUCACGGAUGAAUGCUUCGAGGAGGGACGGAUGAAUGGUGAAUCCUAUCCGUGUGGAGUUUACGCCGGGAAGUUACGCAAGUAUUUAUUUAAGGAACACCUUGGUUUGCUGGAAGCGAAUGCCAAUCGUAGUCCCGUAGACGUGACUGAUCCAGUGAUUGAUUCUUUCUGGAACGGUACUUGGCGGUGGACUUCCCGCAAGAACACUAGACUUUUCGAUGAAAUAUUCCGCUGUAUUCCGUCCGAUAAUGUGCAAUCGUUUGUGAUGUUGAAAAAGUUUCUUGAAGAGAAGAGCUUAGCACAGACGGACCCGGAUGGGACCCAGAAAGCACUGCAGCGCAUCGAGGGCAACCUAGUGGAUUUACCGCUGAAGUUUUUGUGCAACGAAAUUCUAACACCGCCAGGAACCAGCAGGGAGGGUAUUAUGCCCACCUACAUGUGGACGUAAAGGUCCAUUGUUGUAUUAUUUAAUUGUAGAAAAAGUGACAAUGCCCUUAUAGGGGACACUAGUUUCAGUUUUAAAGAAGCAUUUCAUGGGAACAAUUUUAUUUUUCUGGUUUUAACUUUGCAGUGCAACAGUUAUUAAAAGUAGAUGUUUUUUUUAUUUUAUGGUUGCCACGUACUAGUAUUGCAGAACAAAAGUGAAUUAAAAUAAAUGACUUAUUUUGCUACUGUUCGAA